GAACAUAUACUUUUCAAAGAAACCAAAAAGUCCCUCAAAAAAAGGAAAAGAUCACUUAAUCUUUUAGCAUGACGAGGCAAAGAAUGAUUACAGUUGAGUCGCCAAAGAAGAAAAUGGGUGGAAUUGUGAAGCUCAAGAAUGUUGUAGAGAGGUUGGUGCAAAUCAAAGGCUUUUCCUCGGCCAAGAAACCGUGUUCCGAAGAAUAUGACCGUGAUUGUGUCCCAAAAGACGUGAAGGAAGGUCAUUUUGCGGUGAUAGCCGUUGAUGGGUAUCAUGAGCCUACACAAAGAUUUGUUGUCCCAUUGAUGUUUCUAGAACACCCUAUGUUCCGGAAGCUUUUGGAACAAGCAGAGGAGGAAUACGGGUUCUAUCACGAUGGAGCUUUGAUGGUACCUUGCCGGCCAAGCCACCUACGGAUGAUAUUGACUGAACAAUGGUGUUAGAAUUUAUGCUGUAGUUAUUACUGAUCUACUUCAUAUUACAUAAUAAAACCGAAUUAUUCACUAGAUGGACUCUUGUGCUUCCUAGUCACAUAAGAUUUUCACUAUGCAAUUGGUAUCGAUCUAAUGAAUAAGCUAUCUUCUAUAACCUCAAACUUGCAAAAUGAACAGCUAAUUUUAAU
Arabidopsis arenosa is the source of this 622-nucleotide messenger RNA. Lineage: Eukaryota; Viridiplantae; Streptophyta; Magnoliopsida; Brassicales; Brassicaceae. The record is from the annotation of a GenBank genome assembly.